UGAGGGCCGGGCUUGAGGCAAACGCGCGGCGGCCAGUGGUUGCCUAGCGACGGCGUCCGCCCCAGUCCUGGGUAGGUCGUCCGCUACCGUUAACCGGCUACUUAAUGGGAGGCUAUGGGGACCGAGAGGGUCUCGCUAGUCCCCCGGGACAUGGAGAUUCCAAGAAAGGACUUACAGCUGCGGGUGACCCCGACGGAGCUAAAAUUCAUGGACACGCUUGUUGGGAGGGUGUACCGCCUCCCAAUCACAGUACACAACCUGGGCCGCAGCAACCAGAAGAUCAGGUUUCAGGAGCCGAUCAAGCCACAGUUCAGACUGAUUUUGACCAAUCUGGAUAAAGCACUUGCUUCUGGCCUUCAGAUGACAGCUAUGGUGGAAUAUCAUCCUGAUAAAAAUGAAGACACUUUUGACCAACUGAUUAUUUCAAUAGGAAAUAAAACAAUAGAGAUCCCUUUAAUGGGGUUGAUUCCAUCCUGUCAAUUGCAUAUUGAGCCAGAAGUUGAUUUUGGAACAUUGGUUGCCAAUAGUAAAGUAUAUAGUAAAGAGGUUCAUGUCAUUAACUAUGGAAAAGCUCCAGGUUGGUUUAAAAUAGAAUAUCAGGGUCGAUUACCCAUUAUCAUUUUUCCAACUGAUGGUAUUGUGGAGGCUAAAUCAUCAGUGGUUAUUAAAAUGGAUUUCUGUGCAGAUCAGCCCAGAACUGUACAUGAAGUUGCAAGAGUGAGUUUGCAAGGUCGUCCAGACAUACUCUUAAGUGUCAAAGCUCUGCUGGUUGAGCCAAUUAUUGAAUUGUUAAGCCUGACUAAUGAGAGAAGGCUGGACUGUGUACGCUUUGGUUCUGUUUUCUUCGGAACAUCAAAAAUUGAACAGAUACUUCUUUAUAAUAAUAGCCCAGAGCCCAUAAAUUGGGUGGCUAUACUGCAAGAUGAUUCAGUUGGAGAAGAACUGGGUACAAAUAUUCCACAAAGAACAGAUGUUGUUUUAAAUAAUCUCACCUGCUUACGCAAAGUAAAGGAUAUCGAUGUUACCACUUUUAUCUCUUGUAUUCCUAAUGAUGGGCAGUUGCUCCCUUAUGAAAAGAUUGUAAUUACAUUUUGUUUCAGCCCAAAGCUAGUGCUUGAUAGUAAAAAGAACUUUGACCCGUCCCACAGGCAGGAUUAUGUUGUCUUCUUGAGGUUUGAAUCUGUAGGAAGUAAAGAAGGAUUUUUGAGAGAUGAUAAUGAAAGCAUCAAAGGUGAUCGAUAUCGCAAAGUGGAGUUAGCGCUGACAGGAACAGGACUUCCUGUCUUAUUACACUUUGAUCCAGGACAGGUCCUUGAUUUUGCACCUUGUUUCAUGGGUGAAUGUUCCGAAAUUACGUGUAUUAUGCACAAUCAUUCCAAGUCACUUCCUGUGGUAUAUGACUUUAGAAAAACAGCACAUUUUAAAAUCGAUCCUCAAAGGGGCAAGCUUGAUGAAGGAUGUAUCCAGAAUGUGACAUGUUCAUUCAUUCCACAUCAAGUUGGGAUCUUUAGUGUGAAGCAAUGCAUACAAAUUAUUGGCGCAGUGGCAAAUGAAGAUUUACUGUCUACAUCGCUGAAACCUUUUCAUCAUGUAUAUUUAGAGUUCAACAGUGUCUGUAAACCUUCCAGCAAAGAAGUUGUGAUGGACAUUAAUCCUGGUAUAUCUCCUUUGGUUAGUAAUCCUACGGGACAGUUUGUGAUCAAAGAUUUGGUGAAAUACAAGGACAGUACACAUGUUGCAAUGCUUCAGUCAAAAUUUACAAACAUUCACAAUCAUCGCCAAGGUAAACAGUCAGUGAAGGAUGCUCUGAUAGCCUAUCCUAAUGACCGAACUGCAAGUAUCAGGUCUGGAGACCAGCAUAAACGUUUCAGGACAAUUUUCACAAAGACUCCAAGAUAUAACUAUGUGGAUCCUGACUAUGCCUAUACUGAAUCUGAAAAAAUGAAAAAGAAAGAACAUGAGAACUAUUAUAUGAGCUACAUUAAACAUUUAAGAGAAGUGCGCCUGCAGAAAGAAACAGAUAGGUUAUACAGGAGUUCAUACACUGAUUCAGAGAUAGGAUUACAGCAAGCAUCAGGCAUAAAGUCACCUGUACUCUCACUAUCGGAAGUAGAAGAGGAAGUCUUUUCAGAGUGUCGGAUCAAACCUCACCAAUUGCUGAGUAUCAGAAAUAUAUCUUCCAAAGAGACAAAGUGUCUGAAAAGAAAGGUUCUCAAAGGACUUAAAUCAUACCCUUCUACCCCCCAUGAAAAACACGAUUGCAGCUUACUUUUGACACCAAAGCAAAUUCAUCAAGUCGUAGUUGGGCCCACUGUUCUUAACUAUGGUGAUAUUUGUGCCAACUCCACAAAUACUCGUCUACUGCAUGUUAUUAAUAUGCUAUCAAUGCAUAUUAUCAUCCAGUUAGAUGUUAACUUGGAUGAACUUCGGAAGACCAAUCAAUUUUCAUAUGUGAUUCCACCUACAUCCAGCACUCAUAUUUCAGUGUUGUUUGAAUCUCCCACUGUUGGAAAAUUUUGGAAGUCUUUCACCUUUACAGUAAACAAUAUACCUGGUGGACACAUCCUCGUGAUGGCAGUUAUCCACCCAGUAAGACUUGAACUAUCUUCCAGUGAGCUAGUAUUGAGACCACAUGGCUUCUUGGUGAAAAAAUGUUUUCGGGCUACAGUUAGGUUGUAUAAUCGUCAGAAUUAUUUUGUGCAAUUUGAAUGGCAACCUGUACACACAGCAAAAGGGAUGGCAUUUUCCAUUACUCCAGUUAAAGCUAUGAAGCAUCUUAUAGCCUUAAGAGAUAAGAGAUUCAUCCACUUCAAUGCUAGCCAGUGGCAGUCAGUAAUCAGUCAGCUUGGUCACACCAAGGUCACGUUUUUGGAGCCAAGGAUACUUUUCAAUAAUAUUCCUCAAGGUUUAACAAGUUGGAGGAAAGCCAUUCUUCAUAAUGUAGGACAAAACCAUGCUUAUUUCAAGGUUUGUGAUCAGAGUCUUAUGCCUACAAUUAAUAUUGUUCCAUCAGAAGGAAUUAUUCCAUGGGGUGGAUUAACUGUUCUUAAUAUCUCCUGUACACCCACUGUGGCAGAAAAAUUCGAUACAAGAGCAAAGGUUUCUAUUCACCGUGCAAAUAUCAUUGACCUUAGGAUUGGUGGAUCUGUUGAGAUUGCUGAUGUUGUAAUCAAACCGGAUGUCUUUAACUUCACUGGCACCUAUGUGGGCACCACUGAGAUUAUUCCAUUUUUAGUAAAAAACAAAGGUUUAACUCGUGCCAGAGUGGAAUUUAAUCUAGAAGAAUUUCCAUGUUUUUCAAUGGAGUUUAAAGACAAAUCAGUGCAAUACUCAGACCCUGAAUUUCCUAAAAUAUAUUUUUUUGAGUUAGAGGAAAAUGCAUCUGUGGAAUGUGGCAUAGCAUUUUCUCCUGAAGAAGUGGCAACAUAUCAAUUUACCUUUCAAGUUGAAAUUAAUUUCUACAAGGCUUCAGAACUUUACACUGAACGUUGUCUGUCAAAGAGAACUUUGACUCCAAAGACAACACCACUUAUUCGUCCAUGUGAUGUUCAAGCUACUGUAUUACAAUCACCAUUGAAAUUAUCCUGCAUUGAAUUUAUAUUUGAAAUCCCAUUACAUUGUAUGGAUCCUGAAAACAAGGUGCCAAAUACUCAGAAUCUUGUCAUACAUAAUACUUCAAAAAAGAAUGUGAAAUGGGUUUUAGAUAUUAACAAUUAUGAUAAAGUUUUCAAAGACGGCACAUUCAAAUUCAGCCUAGUGAAUGGGAUUCUGGGACCAUAUGAAGAGUGUAAUGUUUCCAUAAAUUUCUGUCCAAAUCAUCCCAAAAAAUACACAGUUGAUAUCCCUAUGUAUUUAAAUGAUAAUCCACAUUGCUAUCGAACGUUACAUCUGAUUGGAGAGGUAAAAUCACCCAACUUAUCGUUUGACCCUCCAUUCAUACUUUUCACUCCUGUUCCUUUGGGAGUAGCAACUGUGAUGGAUAUCAACAUUUUGCCUCAAAAUUAUUUCAGUGAUUCAACUUUACAUGUCAGGAUUCCCACAGCAAGACUUUUUGAUGGUGAGGAGACCCACCCUCUUGCCGUGACAUUUCCAAAUGGCAUGAAGAUCACAGGCUCUCCCAAUGGAGCUAAUGUUGCAGUUACCUGCCACCUCGUCUUCAAGUCAUGUAAACCUGUGUCAUUUUUCACCAACAUUCUUUUCUGUGAUGACAAGAAUAACUGGUUUUCACUUCCAGUUACUGCAACAUCAGAAAACUGCAUUCUUACUAUUUACCCAUAUAUGGCAAUAUAUAUUGAUAAGCAAAAAGUUGUUUUGAAAAACGGAAUGGAAAUAUUAUAUGAAAGGUUGAAAUCGGGCAGAAGUGGAAAGUCAAAGAGAGAAGGCAAAACCAUGAAAAAGGAGGAGAAAAAUAAGCAAUUCAUUUCACUUGAAGAAGGAUCAAAGACCUAUAACUUCUUUGAGAAGGUGAUAAGUGCAGUUCAGGUCUGGUUCAGUCUCUUCGGCUGGCCUGAUGGACCCCAUUCUCUUAUUAUUCCGGAGACUAUAAGAAGAGAUGUGUAUAAAAUACAAUUCUGUUCAACCUCAUCACCCAAAAAAUGUUACAGAGAGAAUGACUUUACCAAAUAUAAUAAAACCAUUUAUGAUGUAAUCCUUCACUUGAGUGGAAAAAUGCUACCUGGAGUUAACUCAAGUCAGUCUUUACCUCUGGACUGCACUGAAAGAGUGAUUCAGCUUCAUUUUCAGCAUUCUUCACUUCUUGAGUUUCUCACUGCUCAAGGAGCAUGUAUUUCUCAUGUACUGCCAGAAUUUCUGCUUGAACCAGAAGAUUAUAAGAAGUGGAUUGAAAUUACAUCUUCCAGUAAUACCUCACCCGGGAGUUCUAAUAUACCUCUAAAAAAACAUUCUCUUGUCCUUGAUAUGACUAAGUUUGAAGACUGGAGUAAACGAGCAUGGACAGAUGUAUUCCUUCAGAUAUACAAGGUUCUGGUACUAUCCCGAGUUACACCACAUCCCAGCAGUAAUCUGCCUCACACACACGUGCAGAAAUCACCAAAAGUCAAUCCUUCUUUUCUAUCCAGCAACAUUUAUUCUGCUUCUGAGAGGAUUAUACUUAGUUGGAUGAACACAAAUUAUGAGAAUGCCCGACAUGUUAUAUGGAAAAACUACAAAGGAGCUAUUCCCUCUGAAAGAUGGAUAGUAAAUUUUGACAACGACCUAUCAGAUGGCCUUGUUUUUGCAGCACAAAUGGGAGCUUAUUGCCCAUUUUUGAUUGAAUCUUAUUUUCUAAAUAUGUACACAGAACCAAAAAGACCUGAACAUUAUCUGCACAAUUGUCUGAUUAUUGUGAAUGUUCUUCGUGAAAUUGGUUUUGACAUGGACAUACAGGCCACUGACAUUUGUGAUCCUAAUCCAAUCCUGAUGCUCAUGCUUUGUGUUUACAUGUAUGAAAGGUUGCCUACGUAUCUCCCCAAGAAGGUCGUGCCCUUCCAUUGUACUUUGCAUGACACUGUGUUGAGACAGAUUCUACUGAAAAAUUCAAGCACAAAAAACUUAGUGUAUAGUGCUACAAUUGUUGGAAAAGAUGCUGCUGACUUCUCCCUAGCACAAGCAGGGAAUACUGUGACAAUUUCUCCAAAAAACGAAAUUACUAUCACUCUAAAAUUUAGAAGUCGCUUCCUCCGUCCUGCUGCAGCUUCACUGAUAUUAAUUUCAAAAAGUAAGCAUGCAGUAGGAGGUGCCACAAUGACUUUUGCUCUUAAAGGUGAAGUCCUCAAUUUCAAAACCUUUGAAGUUAUAAAAUGCAAUAGCCCUUGUUAUACAUGGAAGGAAAUCAGUCUGAAUGUUAAAAAUCCCUUCCACGUUGCUGGGGACUUCAGUGUCAUUUUGGUAGAAUCCUCAACAUUUAUCUCUUUGCCUUCCCAACUGAGUGGACCUGAUCAAGUCAUUGAUCACAUGACACAUAGUGAUUAUGUGCGUUCAAGUAAACGUGAUAUUGGUGAGGGCUGUUCCCAAACCCCAACUACCUUAAAAACUUCAAUUAAGUCUGAUUUCAUCAGAGAGUUCUUUUGCUCCAGAAGCCUUCUUAACCUCGGAUUGAAAGGGUCAACUCUAGAGCUUUACUAUCUACCCUUUGGCAUACAUAUACGCUACUGUGUCAUCAUCCUCAGCAACAAAAAGAUUGGAGAAUUAAUAUAUAUCCUAGAAGGAAGUGGCACUAUGCCCUUGCCUUCCAGCUUCCUGCCAAUGGAUUCUUUGACUCCAAUUGAUUACCACCGUUCUCCUGAAGAAGGGUUAAAUAAGACAGAUCCAGUUCUGUAUUUGCAGUGUGAACUCGGUCAAGUCCUGGAUGUGAAACUUAAUUUGCCACUGACAAAUGAAGCCAAAGAAAAGGCUUUGGCUUUUGCAGCACAGCAACAGAUGUCAAGGGUAGAGUAUGAACGAAGAUCGAUCACAGGCACCCUGGACAGCAGUAGUGUCCGUGUGGCUAUCGCCCUCCUGGGACUGACCAAGAUUGAGUCGUGUUUGCUCUUUAAUAUCUCAAAGUUGAAGAAGCCAAAGUCCGUGGUAUACACAACAGAACUGAGCCUUCCAGAACACUUUGAUAUUCCCAAGAAGAUCUAUGUUCCUGGGAUUCCACAAAUGAAAACUAAAUUGAAUCACUCUCGAGGAGUUAUACCCAUAAAUAAAACAGUUCCAGAUGAAUCUGUUCCAGUUCCUUUACGAUUUGUUCCUCUUAGUCCUGGGCGCUAUCCUUGUAAAAUUUUGUUGACAUCAAGGUAUGAUGUGCGUGUCUAUCACAUUGAAGGUGUGGUGAAUCAAGAAUAUCCAGAGGCCAGAUUUGUAUUUGAAACACCAGCAUUUGAACCUCUUACCCAGAAUAUUCCAAUAAAGAAUCACACAAAGAAUGAAUGGAAAUGUCAAGCUGAUAUAGAAGGAGAAUGCUUUUAUGGACCUCCCAUAUUAUAUGUCAAGCCAGGAGAAACUGUGACAUAUCCUCUCACCUUCAAACCUAUUUUGGAAUGUGAAAUUAUGGGCAAGCUUUCUCUACAAAAUGAAGUAGAUGGUUUGAAACAUACUUUUGAAGUAAAAGGGAUUGGAAGGAAACCUGUGGCCUUGGAACACAUCACUGUGCGUUGUGAAGUGGGGAUUAUAACAAAUAAACCCAUAAUGGUGCCCAAUUACACAAAUACAAUGAUAACUUACAAGGUAUCUUCAGAUCUCCCAAUAGUGUGGGGAAAUACACACAUCACCGUAGAUGCUAAAAAUGUACUACCAUAUGUUCUACAUAUAUGCCCUUGGAAACGUGGUGUAAUUACAGAAACCAUAAUGGUGCCCAAUUACACAAAUACAAUGAUAACUUACAAGGUAUCUUCAGAUCUCCCAAUAGUGUGGGGAAAUACACACAUCACCGUAGAUGCUAAAAAUGUACUACCAUAUGUUCUACAUAUAUGCCCUUGGAAACGUGGUGUAAUUACAGGUACAAUUUCAUUUUCCGUUGAAACCAGACGAAUUGAUCAAUCUGAGGAAGAUUUAGAUCAAGGUCUAUAUCGAGAACCCAGCCUUCAGCAGUCAGAAUCAGAACUAUCCCACAAUUUUGAUGAGGAUGACUCAGAUGAUGCAGUUAGCAAUUUAAAAGUCUGGUAUUAUCUUGAGAUCCAUACCUUUCCCGGAUCACCUGUAAAUAUAAUAGAAAAGACAUGCAAAGCUCUGGAAAGCACUUGCAUUAAAAUACCUCUGUCUAAUCCCAGAGAUAAAAGCAUUCACAUGUUUGUACAAUUUUCAAGCGUUGCCCUCACUGGACUCAGGGAACUUGUACUGGAUCCACGAGAACAUCGCAAUUACGAAGUACACUAUGCUCCAGCGGCUACAGGCUGUAAAGAUGAAAGCAUUAUUUUUCAGCCUGAUAAGUGUGUAGAGUUCUGGUAUUUACUGAGAUUAACUACUGAAUUACCAAAACCAACCGUAAUGGCAGAAAUACAAUGUGACCUUGGAAAGUCUUUCACUGAGAUGAUUUCUUUAGACAAUCCUACACAUGAAACCUUAGAGUUGCAAGGAAGUAGCAGUAAUCCAGAAACGUUUGUCCUGCGUAUUAGCACACCACUGACUGUAGAUCCUUACUCCACCAAAACGGUGCCUGUUUACUUUCAUCCUUGUGUGCUUGGAAGAACAGGUCAUCAAGCUUGUAUCACCUUCUGCUGUAGCCAGUUUAAGGAAUGGAAAUUCUGCCUCUCUGGAGUAGGACUAUAUCCCAUGCCUCUGGAUAUGCAAAAAAUGACCUCAUAUCUUCAUCUUCAUACAUCUAUUGUUAUACCUUUCCAAAAUCCCACCAAAGAAGAUGUUUUAGUCAAUAUCACACUAACAAGUCGGGAAAACCACAGGCACCUCCCUGUUGACCAUUUCUGGGACAGCUUCUGCCAUGAGACUACUGCCUUCAAGUUUAGUGCUCUCAGUCACACACACGGACUCUUAUUGCCUCCUAAGGGGAAUGUAGAUAUUCCCGUGUUAUUUGUCCCCCACAUUAUGAAAUUACACAAAACAAUAGUUAUUGUUGAAAUGGUGAGGGCAAAUGGAAGAGACUGGCCUAUUGAUAAUUUUGAUGAGUUGAGCUCCCAGAUGAAAAGAAUAAUGGGAGUGAACAGCGCAGAAAUUCGAGCAAUAUACUGGAUGUUUCCCGUUCUUGGACUUCCACAGGCACCGCAUGCUAAAACUCCACAACAUACCAUAACAUGUCAAGCCAAGAAGCGAAUAGAAGAGGAAGUGCGAGUCACACUAACUGGUGAUUUUUGGGGAGACUGUCCUAUAUUCAAUCCAUCAGAUUUUAUAGUGCUUCCAAAAAGAAAUUCAAAUGAUCAUUAUGAAGAUCUUAUUGAUCAUCCACAAAAACGUGAAUUUGAAUAUGAAAUGAUAUUUGACUCUGAAGAUGUGAAGUCUAAAAUGGAAUCUUGUGUGACUUUAUAUGUGCUCGAAAAAAUUUACUGUAUUGAGACUAGAAAGAUAACAUUGGUCUUCAAUUUGAUAUUCUCACCAAGGAAACCAUCAAGUACUCACAUUACAUUGAAAAUAGAGUGCAUAACAGAUGGGAUCUGGAAGUAUCCCCUAAUGUUGGUUGCUACUGAGCCUGAUGUAGAUGAUGUCAUCGAUAUUGAAGGGGUUGGUUUAUUUAAGGAAUCUCUUAUGGACUUCAGGAUGACCAGUCAGACAAGAGAAUCUGAGCCAUUCACUGCAUCCUUCCUACAUGGAAGUGAUCCUGAGUUUUUUGUGAAACCUCAGGCUGGAAAACUUCUUCCUUAUGACACUGAUGGAACUCUCAUCACGGUGGGUUUUAAACCCCGAAUGUACAGUAAAAAAUACAAAGCAACAUUAGCAAUCCAGACAGCAGAUAUGUACUGGUUGUAUGCUAUCAACGGGCUACCUCAAGUUACCACGCCACCAGUAAAUGUAAAGGCCAAAGUCAAUACUACGAAUGAGAUGAUAUUGAAUAAGAAGAGGGUUCAUCACCGCAAUUUUGUCCGUGAAAAUACUAAAGUCAUAAGGACAGGGGUGUCCUCUACCAUCAAAGGUGCUCCUUUGAUGUUGAAGAAUAAAUAAAAAAUAGUUUUCUCCCAAAUAUUUCUUGGUUUUAAGUAGAAUUGAUCAUAUUUUCAGUGUUGUUAUUUCAUCUUUUGAAGUAUUUCUGAGGAAUGUUUCAAUUAUUAUAAGCCUUCUAUGUUUAUUUUUUAAUGCUAACUAAAUCUACUUUCUGAAUAUGUUAUACCUAAUUUCUAAGUUAUGUGGGUGAGCUAAGUUGGACUGAUUGCAAGUAUCAGGAUUGGUUAGUUUUAAGUG
Molecule: messenger RNA, 9825 nt
Organism: Talpa occidentalis (Iberian mole)
Lineage: Eukaryota; Metazoa; Chordata; Mammalia; Eulipotyphla; Talpidae
Gene: CFAP47
Product: cilia and flagella associated protein 47
Exons: 65
Coding region: 115-9588 (3157 amino acids)
Molecular function (GO): protein binding
Source: RefSeq, a predicted model, not a curated record